CCAUCCAUCCAUUCAGGUUCCUUUAAUUCACAUUCACAACAGCUAGCAGCAGAGCGGCAUUGUGCUGGAGGUUGUGCAGGGAGACAUCCACGCGCAGUUGAUUAGCAAGCUCGUGAUUAUUCGCGCGUGUUUAUCGAAAUGUCCCGCGAGACCGAGCAGGCUGUGGAAGAAGUGAGUACAGAGGAGCAGCAGGAGAUGCAGGAUAAAGUUGUGAGUCCUGAGAAGGCAGAAGAAGCAAAGCUAAAGGCUAGAUAUCCUCAUCUGGGCGCUAAGCCAGGAGGCUCAGACCUGCUGAGGAAAAGACUACAGAAAGGGCAAAAGUACUUUGACUCAGGAGAUUACAAUAUGGCCAAGGCCAAAAUGAAGAAUAAACAGCUCCCGGCAGCGGCGACGGAGAAAACCGAGAUCACAGGAGAUCACAUCCCGACUCCUCAGGAUCUGCCACAGAGGAAGACCUCGCUGGUGGCCAGCAAACUGGCUGUUUGAUAUGAACUUUGCGAGGACUUUCCAGUUACCAUUCCUGAUAUUUUGAUCUCUGCUUUACCUCCAUUUUACUGUCUCUCUCUCUGUCUUUCUCUUUCUCUUUUUUUUUUUUUUUUUGUUCUUUCCUCUCUUAACUUUCUACUGCCUGUGUAAUUGCUCUAAAGAAAUGCUGUUUUGAUCAAAUGUUUGCUGCUGAGCACCCUCAUUCUCCCAUUCAUGUGUGUAAACAAGACGUUUUGGCUGUAGUUCCAGUUUCUAUUACGAUGUAAUUCCAGUUUCUACUCCCAGGUGUGAAUGCAAUGUUAUCUGACUGAAACAAUUGAACAGAGACCUUUCUUCUUUUUUUUUAGGAUUUUACUAGUUUUACUCACUCACUCCCUUGCAAUGAUUCAUGUGUGAUUCUUACAUUUACACUGGCCUUUAACGAUAACCCUCUCACUUGUUAUAAUGAUUUCCAGUAAGACGCAGAGGGUUUUUUUUGACGUGUGCUGCUUACCUCCUGCGUGUGAUUGGUGAAACUUGCCUUAAUGAUAUCUGCCACAGUUUCUCUUGGGCAAUAUUUGCCCACUCUGAGAGCGAAGCUCUUCGGGGUUUAGCCACAAGCUUGUGCUGAUGUGAUUUUCCAGUUAGGUCUUCUGGUUGGGGCAGCUCACUCAUAUUCUUCAAACUGUGCACAAGCACUGACUGUCACAACUGUGCCAUUCGUUUUGUAAAUAAACUAGUUUUGCACAAGAA
Molecule: messenger RNA, 1218 nt
Organism: Pangasianodon hypophthalmus (striped catfish)
Lineage: Eukaryota; Metazoa; Chordata; Actinopteri; Siluriformes; Pangasiidae
Gene: arpp19b
Product: cAMP-regulated phosphoprotein 19b
Exons: 3
Coding region: 139-486 (115 amino acids)
Cellular component (GO): cytoplasm
Molecular function (GO): protein phosphatase inhibitor activity
Source: RefSeq, a predicted model, not a curated record